GUGACUCUAACUUUGAAGUUAGUCUGACGAUCAAUCAUGUGAUUUAAAAUAACUUGAUCUUAUUGUUUUUUUUUUUUAGAUAAAAUGAACGUCAGUCUGUUUUUGUUAAGUUUAUUAUUGAGUGAGAUUUAUUGUGGUGUUAUAAAUGAUUUGUACAAAGUGGACAUAAUACAUUAUAAUGAUUUCCAUGCGAGAUUCGAGGAGACUGCACUUUUAUAUCCUGUAUGCACAUCAAACAACACCGAUUGUUUAGGUGGCUUCGCCCGAUUAUACCACGAAGUCCAAACGUUACUAAAAGAGAAACCAGACGCUCUUGUGUUAAAUGCUGGCGAUGUAUUUCAAGGCACGUAUUGGUACACGCUCAUGAAGUGGAAUGUGACGCAAAAGUUUAUUAAUAUGCUGCCUAAUGAUGCACAUGCAAUUGGUAACCAUGAGUAUGAUGAUGGGCCGGUGGGCCUAGCGCCGUACCUUGCAGCACUCCGAGCCCCCGUGCUAGCAGCCAAUAUGGAUACAAGUGAAGAACCUUCUUUAAACGGACUUUAUAAGCCGCAUAUAGUAAUUGAAAGAAAAGGAAGGAAAAUUGGAAUCAUAGGACUUAUCACUACAGCCACUGCCUCAUCAUCGAAUUCACACAAUGUGAUAUUUUUGGAUCCAGUAGAAACGGCUAGAAAAGAAGCCAAACUACUGACAGACGAGGGGGUGGAUAUUAUCAUAGUAUUAUCACAUUGUGGUUUAGAUGUAGAUAGGAAAAUAGCAAAUGAAGUAGGAGAAAACAUAGAUAUUAUAGUGGGAGGUCAUACACACAGUCUUCUCUGGAAUGGAGAUCCGCCUAGUGGGGAGAAUAUAUCGGGGCCUUACCCAAUCAUCGAAAAGAGUUUUAAAAAUCCUAAUCAUAAUGUAGUCAUCGUGACAGCAUCGGCAUUUACAAAAUACUUAGGAAAUACAACAGUGUAUUUCGACAAAACAGGAGAAAUGGUAUCAUAUGACGGCGAGCCAGUUUACCUGAACAGGUCAAUUGCAGAGGAUGCAGAAAUGAAAUCAUUGAUGCAACCGUAUACGGACUAUGUCCACAGUCUCGUCGAUGAAGUGAUAGGGACAGCUGAUGCCGACUUUCUCGGCACGAUGUGUGGCGCAAAGGAGUGCGAGCUCGGAAAUCUUAUAGCGGAUUCAUUCUUGUAUGCAGGAAAACAGAUGAAUGUGUCUGACCUACCUCAUGUAACAUUUUUAUUGCGAAAUAUGAUCAGAGGCGCAUUUAGCCGGGGAAACAUAACCCGUGGCGCAAUAAUAAACGCUCUGCCCUUUACCAAUAAGUUAGUUACCUUGUCCUUACCUGGAAGAUACUUAGUGGAGGCAUUGGCGCAUUGUAUGGAUAUGUAUUGGGAGGCGAAACCUUUCAACGGGCCCUGGAUGCCGCAAGUGGCUGGAAUGCGAGUCACUUUAAAUACAGUAACGAAGACAGUUGAAGUAUCAAUAAAAAAAGGAGUUGAGUAUGUAGCUUUGGACCCUGAACGAAACUACCAAGUAAUCACUAUGGACUUUUUAUCUAAAGGCAAAAACGGAUUUGAGAUGUUUGCGGAGCACGGAAAAAACGUAACAUAUAUCGGUAAAGAUGCUGAAAUACUGGAAAAUUACAUCAAAAUGUCACCUCAAGUAACACCACAUUUGGAUAACAGACUGACAGUUAUAAAUUAACUACAUACAUAAUAAUGCACGUAAAUCGAAUAUAAUGAGUUAAUUUCGAAUCUAAUACUCAAUAUGAUAAUGCCGCAUAAUUGUUAAUCCAUAGUUUUUCAAUUUACCUACCUCAAUAAGAUUCAAUUUCACUCAACUUUAAAGCAAAUAUUAAACAUUAGGCAAACAAUAAAA
This is a messenger RNA of Plodia interpunctella (Indianmeal moth), 1866 nucleotides long. RefSeq names its product apyrase-like. Bases 85 to 1692 code for a protein of 535 amino acids. NCBI's taxonomy places the organism in Eukaryota, Metazoa, Arthropoda, Insecta, Lepidoptera, Pyralidae. The record is from RefSeq and is a predicted model, not a curated record. Gene Ontology annotation, biological process: AMP catabolic process. Gene Ontology annotation, cellular component: plasma membrane. The transcript has 11 exons. Gene Ontology annotation, molecular function: 5'-nucleotidase activity.